This is a messenger RNA of Moneuplotes crassus, 1353 nucleotides long. The record is from the annotation of a GenBank genome assembly. Lineage: Eukaryota; Ciliophora; Spirotrichea; Euplotida; Euplotidae.
AAUUUUAACAUAAAUAAGUUAUAAAUGUCAGAUAAGCCUCCCAGACCCAAUAGGAUAAACAAGUUCAAGAACCUUGUCAGCAAAAUCAAACAGAAAGAGCUAGAACAGAAGGGAAUAAUAGCUCCUUCAAUUGAGAUAUCAUCAAAGAAUAAGAAGAUACUCCAGGAAACAAUUGACCUUCUUCAAGGAGACUAUUUCUCAAGCAAUGAUAGUUGCGAAUAUAACUCUCACGGUAGCAUCACGAGAAAAUGCUUGCUCUCAGAACUCCAUUCUGAAAAGAAAUCUAGAAGAGAGAAAAAGGCAUUACGGCGAAGAAAGAAUACUUAUGACUUCUUCGAAGAUGACAAAAUUGAUAGAAAAUUAAGAAAGGAAUUGAACAUUUUCAAAGUUAAAAGAUCCAUCCGAAUUAUCUCAGAUGCCAUGCUCAAGUUUGGCUUGAAGAAGAAGGAACGUAAACAAGUCCAAUUGAGAAUCUUCGCACGUGACCAUAUGAAAUCUAUCCUGACCAUUCAAAGAGCAUUCAAGAAUUUUAUAAAUAAGAGAAAAGAUAAAGCUCGAUAUCACAUUAGAUUUUAUUAUAAGAAAUUAUUCGUUCAAACCUUAAUAACCGACCUUAAACAUGUAGAAGUAGAAUUUGCUAACAAAAGAGAAGAAGAACGCCAAAGAAGAGAGGAAGAACUAGAAAGAGAAAGGCAAGAAGAGCCAGAGUCCUUUCAGAACCACAGCAUUGCUGAUAAUAAUAAUGAUUCGAACUGGUCUGAAAACCAUUCACCAAGUUUCGAGUUUACCGCUCCUUUAGACACUGAACCUAGGUCAGAGACAAACCUUUCAGUGGUAAAUGAGGAAGAAAAGAAGUCUGUAAAAGAAGAGAACAAAAUAGAUAUCACCACAAGUUCGAAUGAGGUAGUAGAUGACAAGAUGUUUGGACAUAUCAAGGGAAAUCUGAGCUCUAAUGCUGAUCCAAAUUACCUCAAAAGUAGUGAAGUUUCACCCUAUAAUUUUGAUCCGAAAGCCUUAAGUAUGGUGAAUAAAGAGAUUAAAAUUCUUAAGCUACAUCAUGAUUCUAAGAAAUCUACAUAUAUCUUCAAAGAGGAAGAUGAAACUAUAAAUAUUCCUAGGUUCAGAGGUCUGACGAUGAAGCAAGUAGAACAAAAGUUCUCUUGUGUUGGUUUAGAUCUAUUAAAAAACCAAAAAAUAGAGGAGGAGGAAAUACCACAGAACGAAGAGCCUUACUUGGACCAACUAAAAUAUCACAAACAAAACCUUACUCCAGCCCAAAAAGUGAGCAAAGAGUACAAAAUGCAGAAUUCUCAGAAAUAAAUAUUCUAAUUUAUCUACAACAAAUUUUCUAGU